Harpegnathos saltator (Jerdon's jumping ant) is the source of this 1473-nucleotide messenger RNA. RefSeq names its product eukaryotic translation initiation factor 2B subunit beta (gene eIF2Bbeta). Gene Ontology annotation, cellular component: eukaryotic translation initiation factor 2B complex. Gene Ontology annotation, molecular function: guanyl-nucleotide exchange factor activity; translation initiation factor activity. The record is from RefSeq and is a predicted model, not a curated record. Lineage: Eukaryota; Metazoa; Arthropoda; Insecta; Hymenoptera; Formicidae. The transcript has 6 exons. Gene Ontology annotation, biological process: translational initiation. The coding region runs from base 183 to 1244 and encodes 353 amino acids.
AAGCACCGUGUGCCGCUGGCUUUACUGCGCUCUGGCUUAAUGUAGUAUAUUCACCUGAGAUAGGGUGUCGUAAUUCAAGAAAGGAGAAAGCAGUAAAUUUGAAAAAAUAAGUAACACUAACAUAGUAUAUUAAUUCAAUUAAUUUCAGCUUAUUUUUAGUUGUUUAUUUGAACAUAACUAAAAUGGUUGGUACAAACCUUAAAAAUAUUAACGAGAACGUAUUGAAACUAAUAAAUAAUAUCCAUUAUGGAAAAAUUAAAGGUUCUUAUAACAUCGUAGUGACUACUAUUUCUGUAUUCAAGGAAAUGAUUAAUAAUGCAGAAUGGAGCACAGCAAAAGAUUUAAUGGAUAUCAUCAUAGAAAAUGGAAAAUAUUUAACCAAAGAAUGUCCUCUUGAAGCUUGCAUUGGGAACAUGGUGAGAAGAAUAUUACAAAUCAUCAGGGAAGAAUAUACAUCAGAAUUAAAAAAUAAAACGGAUGAGACAGAUCCUCAGGAAUCUUUGCAUAAGAUUCUUACUGCAGAAAGUGAUCAACAGAUUGACUUUAAUGUUCCAGUGCCUUCUUUAAAAUCUGCUCUUAUUGAACAUAUUAAUGAAUUUGAAACUGAAUUAGAAACAUGUUCAGAAAAUAUCAUACAACAAGCCUCUGAACAUAUACAUUCGAACGAGAUUAUAAUGACUAUCGGAAAAUCAAAAUUAGUAGAAGAGUUUUUUAAAAGAGCUGCUACUACCAGAGCUUUUGAAGUGAUAGUGGCAGAGGGUGGGCCUCUUUUAACUGGACAUGAAAUGGCAGUGAAUUUAGCUAAGGCAAAAAUCAAAACCACACUCAUUUCGGAUGUAGCCAUUUUCGCAAUGAUGUCACGAGUUAAUAAAGUCAUAAUCGGCACUGAUACCGUUAUGGCAAAUGGUGGACUCAGGGCGAUUUCAGGAUCACAUACAGUAGCACAAGCAGCUAAACAUUAUUCUGUUCCAGUGAUGGUCUUAUUACCUCUAUAUAAGUUAUCAUCUCUUUAUCUUUGUUCAUAUAAACAAGAUAGUUUUAACAGACACAUUUCACCUUUUAUGGGCCUAGUCGAAAGUAACAAUGCACAAUUGCUACAGAAGAUACAAGCAUAUAAUCCUAUGUUCGAUUAUGUGCCACCAGAUCUGGUUACAUUGUUUAUCUCAAAUACAGGUGGAAAUGCACCGUCUUACAUAUAUAGGCUACUGAGUGAAUUGUAUCAUCCUGAUGACUAUGAUUUAUAAAUUGUUCAUCUGCUCAAUGUGAUACCACAUGCAAUUUAUUUUUCUUGUAUUAUUGCAAUUAUCAUACCUGAUCACAUAGUUUAUUUACAAAUAAAUUACAAAUUAUAUACAAAAGAGAUUGCUUGUCUCUUUUAAGUAAUAAGAUGUUAUACAUAUGGAUUCCAGUUACUACCAUCCUCAGGUUGUAAGGAAUUUGUUACUAAUAAAAUGAUGUCUACAAUCCACCACA